CUGGACCCACCUGUUCCGAGUCAGACGUUGCCCAGUUCUCGACCAGUGAAGAAGAUCGCGAGAGAGAAUACCAGAAAGUCAGAACGAAAAACCGAAACUGGUCAAGAACCGAAUCAUAAACAAAUCAACUCAAAAAUACAAGCGAAUUUCGCAUACGCAGAUGCCUGUCAAAUAAAAUGUGGAAGUUUCUGCUUAUUUGUGUGGUGAUGAGUGCUCUGAAUCAAGAAUCUUCGGGGGCUAACAGCGGACCUUCCCGUAGGAGACGCGCCUACGCCGGAGGAUAUGCGGGGGGAUAUGCCAGCAGUGGAGGAGGAGGCGGAGGCUAUUCGGGAUCCUACAACAGCGGCGGUGGAGGCUAUGGACACAGCAGCUAUGUGGGUACUGGUGGUGGUGGAGGUGGUGGCUACUACGAUUACGAUGACUACGAUGGAAACUCGCCCAACUUUGGCAUCAUCGAUCCGUAUCUUUUCCACCAGCAGCUGACGAAUCACAUUCUGGCCCAGAACUACGCCAACCAACAAGCUAUAACGGGUCUGGCCACGGCUGGCAAUGCUUUUGCAUCUGCGGAUGCUUCCCUAGUCAACGACAACGAUGAUCGCAUCCUGCAGCAGAUUGCCGCUCAGCAGGCCUAUCAUGACAAUUUGGUGCGUCAGAAUCGGUACAGGGGAGGAUCAGGAUCCGCAUCCGGAUCCUCAUCUGGAUCUGGAUCUGGUGGUGUAUCUUCCUAUAACUCACAUCGCUAUGCACCCAGCUAUGCCGCCGCCUCGGGAUCCAUCGGACCCAAUGGCUAUCGCCAAACGGCCUUUAUCAACCCAGCCAAUCCGGCCUCCCCCAACAUUGUGAAUCGUUUCGGAGGUGGAAGCGGAAGCGGCGGCGGCUCCUCAUACUCCAGUUCCAGCAGCUCUGGAGGAGGAAGCGGUGGUGGUGGUGGUGGCUACAAGGGCGUCUCGGUGUCCUCCUACAGUCACAGCAACGGAGAUGGAACCAGCCGACGUGGAGCCCAGACCACAGUGAACGACAACGGAAAGGUCACCUCGUACUCAGUGCACUCUUAAUGAGAUCGCUGGCGACUUUCUGGUGGCUAGACCAACAUUUACUCCGGUCUGACAAAAGCAAACCGAUCCCAUUUAAUUUGUAUAAAAAAAUAUAUAUAUAUAAAUAUACGUGUAUUUUAUUGUA
Messenger RNA from Drosophila rhopaloa, 1179 nucleotides. RefSeq names its product keratin, type I cytoskeletal 9. The record is from RefSeq and is a predicted model, not a curated record. Bases 177 to 1055 code for a protein of 292 amino acids. The transcript has 6 exons. NCBI's taxonomy places the organism in Eukaryota, Metazoa, Arthropoda, Insecta, Diptera, Drosophilidae.